Messenger RNA from Pseudoliparis swirei, 5372 nucleotides. RefSeq names its product diacylglycerol kinase theta. The record is from RefSeq and is a predicted model, not a curated record. Gene Ontology annotation, molecular function: ATP-dependent diacylglycerol kinase activity. Gene Ontology annotation, biological process: lipid phosphorylation; diacylglycerol metabolic process; intracellular signal transduction. NCBI's taxonomy places the organism in Eukaryota, Metazoa, Chordata, Actinopteri, Perciformes, Liparidae. The transcript has 23 exons. The coding region runs from base 836 to 3589 and encodes 917 amino acids.
UCACACUUGUUGAGUAACGUCUCUUCUCCGGCUCUCUCCCCGGUUCCUCCUCUCCGGUUCCUCGCGUCUUCUCUAACCGAGUCUUGCACGCGCGCUCCAGCUGCACCACGUCCGAGCGCGUCGACUGGAAGAAGAAGAACUUCCGUUCCGGAGACUUCCUGCCGCCGCCGCCGCGCGCAUCACUGCUUACCGGAUCGAUAAGUCAUCUUUUAUUCAUUCGGCUUCCCGAACGGGGAGGAAGAGGAGGAAGAGGAGGAGGAAGGGAAGAAGAGGAGGGGUCGCACGGAGCACGCGCGGCUUGCGGCGCCGCUGGGUGGCACCGCUGUCUCCGGCGGAGGGAACUCUGAUCUCAGCGCGGCGGACGUCGGCGACGUCGAAAGGUCCCCCCCCCCCCCCCACACACACACACGCAUACAUACGUCACCGCCUCUCCUGGAACUCCCACUCGGUGUUCCACGGAAGGUGGACACACGCACACACACACACACACACACACACACACACACACACACACACACACACGCACACACACCGGGAACAGCCGGCCCGAGAGACGCCGGCCGUAGCGCUCUCUCCGCCGGGCAGCAGCGCGGGUCCAGCCGGUGCUGAUGACCCUCCAGCGGGUCACUAACUAAUCCCGUUCCACAAAGUCGUGACCCGGUUGCCGACUUUGAUUUUGUGUGAUCUGGGCUGUGAGCUGCUGAGGCGGGAGGGUCUCACACACACACGCCGAGGACGGCGCCCUGUCGCCGGGGCUGCUGCGCCGCGGUGCCCGGUCGGGGAUGCCUCUCCGCCGGGUUGUUCUAUAGAGAUUCGGGCUCUUGUUGUUGUUGACAUGUCGGACCAGGACGCCGCGGACUGCCGGACAGCGAGCCCCCUGGCCGGGAAGAAGAGGGCGCAGCAGUCCCCCGGUGGUCUCCGGCCCCGGUACCAGGGCUCCGCCCCGGGCCACUGCCUCCGCAGGGUGACCCUCACCAAGCCCACCUUCUGCCACAGCUGCAGCGACUUCAUCUGGGGGCUCGUGGGCUUCCUGUGUGAAGUGUGCAACUUCAUGUGUCACGAGAAGUGCCUGAAGACGCUGCGCUCGCCUUGUUCCUGCAUGACGCCGUCUGCAGUCCGGGUUCCCGUGGCUCACUGCUUCGGCCGCGCCGGCCAGAAGAAGCGUUUCUGCAGCGUCUGCAGGAAGCAGACGGAGGGCCACGCGGCGCUGCGCUGCGAAGUGUGUGAGCUGCAUGUUCAUGCUGACUGUGCCGUCUUCAGCUGUGCCGACUGUCGCAGUUCUCACCUGGACGGGACUCUGGAGCAGGAUACGUUCCACCACCACUGGAGGGAGGGGAACCUGGCGGCGGCGGCGCGCUGCGACGUGUGCCGCCGCUGCUGCGGCUCGUCUGACGUCCUGUCGGGGGUCCGGUGCGAGUGGUGCGGCGUCACGAGCCACACAGCGUGUUACCUCAGCGUGCCGCCAGAGUGCAUUCUGGGCCGUCUGCGCGGCAUGAUGCUGCAUCCGGCCUGCGUCCGCCUCGACUCCCGGAACUUCAGCAAGAUGCACAACUACAGGAUCACGGAGGGCUGGGGCCAGGACCUGGAUAACUCUGAUGAUGUCGAUCAGGCGGCUGCUGCGUCCAAAGAGGUCCAACCGGCUCCAGAGUCAGGUAAACAGCUCCUCAAGGUGUUUGAUGGUGAUGACUCUGUGAAGCGCGGCUGCUUCCGAUUGGUUCCCAUCAUGCGAGCCACAAAGAACGAGGAAGUGGUGGAGGCGACGCUGAGGGCCUUCUACCUCCCCGAUGAUCCUCAGGACUUUGAGCUGCUGGAGCUCGGCGGCGUGCAGCGGCUCCACAGCGACGACGUCCUCAACCGCAACGGCGACCACGACCACCGGGGCCCCAACACCCUGAACCGGGGCUCCCUGAAGGAUGCAGGGGACGUCUGGCUACUGAGGGCCAAACCGCGAGACGCCGAGGUCAUCAAGGUGUACGUGGGCCGGCCCAGGUCGGGUGCAGCCUUCGUCUCCGUCUCCGUCUCUAAGACCAGCACAGCGGCGUCUGUCCUCAGCGAGGUCCUCAGUCUGCUCCACAGACAGGAUGAAGACGCGUCCAGCUUCAGCCUCGUGGAGAUCUACAUGAGCAAUAAGCAAGUCCAGAGACAGACGCUGACUCCUCAGGAGAAGAUUCAGGACAAGCUGCAGGAGAUCAGAAAGGUGUCCGUGUGUCAGAUGAACCAGACCCGCUUCUACCUGGUGGAGGACAGGAAGCGGGCGGUGCAGGUGGGCCUGCUGCUGGGCGGUCUGACCCCCCUGCUGACUAAAGACCAGUACGUGGAGCUGAUCCAGGACCAGCUGUCCAUCAAGAGUCACCUGGUGGCCGUCAGCCACGUCUACAGCACUCAGGGUGCGGUGGCGCUGCAGGUGUCGUGUUUCUCUGAAGCCGAGCGGAUCUACAUGUUGGCCAAAGACACGGCGGCCGGCGGCCGGACGCUCACCUCGCUCGUCAUCCCAGAGAUCACGCACGCCUCUCUGGGAGCCGACGUCUGCCCCCUGCUGGUGUUCGUGAACCCGAGGAGCGGCGGCAUGAAGGGCCGGGAGCUCCUCUACAGCUUCAGGAAGCUGCUGAACCCCCACCAGGUCUUUGACAUCUCCAACGGGGGCCCGCUGGCCGGCCUCCACACGUUCCGGGAGGUUCCCCGGUUCCGGAUGCUGGUGUGCGGCGGCGACGGCACGGUGGGCUGGGUGCUCGGCGUGCUGGAGGCCGUCCGCCACAAGCUGGUGUGCCGGGAGCCGCCCAUCGGCAUCGUGCCGCUGGGAACAGGGAACGACUUGGCUCGGGUCCUGCGUUGGGGGGCGGGGUUCAGCGGCGAGGACCCCCACCACAUCCUGGUCUCUGUGGACGAGGCGGACCAGGUCCUGAUGGACCGGUGGACCAUCCUGCUGGACCACCAAGACCUCUCCGGGGACGGCAAGGACAACGGCUUCCUGGAGCCCCCCAAGAUCGUGCAGAUGAACAACUACUUCGGUCUGGGCAUCGACGCCGAGGUCAGCCUGGACUUCCACCAGGCGAGAGAGGACGACCCCGAUAAAUUCACCAGCAGGUUCCACAACAAGGGCGUGUACGUGAAGGUGGGCCUGCAGAAGAUCAGCUGCAGCCGCAGCCUGCACAAGGAGCUGCGGCUGCAGGUGGACGCGCAGGACGUCCCGCUGCCGCACAUCGAGGGCCUCAUCUUCCUCAACAUCCCCAGUUGGGGUUCUGGUGCUGACCUCUGGGGGUCAGAGGUCGAUGUUCGCCACGGGAAACCCAGAAUCGACGACGGCCUGCUGGAGGUGGUCGGCGUCACCGGCGUCGUCCAUAUGGGCCAGGUGCAGAGCGGCCUGCGCUCAGGGAUUCGCAUUGCUCAAGGGAACUACGUCAGGCUGACGGUGAGCAAGCCCAUCCCGGUCCAGGUGGACGGGGAGCCGUGGAUCCAGCCGCCGGGUCAGAUCAUCAUCUCCGCCGCCGGACCGAAGGUCCGGAUGCUGAGGAAGUCGAAGCAGAAGCAGAAGAAGUCCUCGAGGGACGGUCGCUCUGAGAGUCCGUCCUCCAGAGACGGAGGACACUGACCGACCCGCCUGAGAGUCAACAUCCUGCCCUUCACCCCUUGCUGCUAUCUGGGAGGCCAUUUUGUUUCUGUGAGCUCCCUCUGAGGGACUGAAGGAGGUUUAACGUCCUGGAUCUCAUUUCCAUCCGGCUGACCAGGCACUGAUCACCGAAAGAGUUCACACGGCUAAUUUUCAGCAACUGAAUAAAAAAAAAAAGGCAAGAAUAACAAGUAAUUUGCAGAUUUUAAAAAUAUGAGUUCUGCAUAGAGAGAGACGAUUCCUCAGUACGAAUAAGCUUCAGAGUUUAAACAAAGUAAAUCUAUAAAAGUAUUUAACAGAAGUAGAUUUCUGUAUAUGUAGCAGUAGACUCAGCGUCAGGUAAUUUAAUUGUAAUAACUUUAGUUGUGAAGAAUAAUGUGCAGCUACAGAGAGAUUAUAACCUCGAUCAUGUUGUCAGGAGAGAAUAUGAAGAAACGGGAGAACUCCUGAAGACCGGCCGCUUCGCUAAGAAGCCGCAAACACAUUAUGUUUAUAUCUAAACUUCUUCUUCUUCUUCUUCUUCUUCUUCUUCUGAGCAGGAAACAAGACAUCUCAGAAACCACUAAGUGUAACUGGAGUCAAAGAUAAACUGUAAAGCCUGAAGCAGAGUUUGUAUUUCAGCUGUAAAUAUUAUGAUUUAUGAACCGAUAGUUCGUCCCCAAGUUUUAUUUUGCCUCAAAAUAUAUUUGCGUGUUACGAUAAUACCGUCGCACAAGAUUUAAACUUGUAACUUUUUUUGCACGAGAGGUUAACGGUUAACUUCUAAAAACAAAUUAUCUGAAUUAUAGAUAUUUUUUAAACGCCGGCUGCUUCACACCUUCUAGAAUCUUUGUGUCUUUCAGGUAGAAACUGUGCAAACUUAUAUAUAAUAUAAUAAUGUUUAAAAUGUUGUGCCAUUGAGAUUAAAGUACGCGAAGACAAACAAAUCUUUUUAGCCGGUUAGCAAAACAAAACCCAAUUAAUUGUUAUGGGUGAAUAAACACUGUAAAUCAAAAGGUAUACGUUACUAAAAUGUGUCCCUUUGAGGUCAGGUAGCAUCGUUAGCUAGCCAGAUAAUUAGCUGCAUUACUAGCUAAACAUAACCAGACAUAUAGCUUGGUUAGCUAGUUAGUGUGUUAGCUUGUUAGCUUGUUAGCAUGUUAGCUUGAUCCUUGGGGAUUAAUAAAAGUGUAUAUUCUUAAUUCGCCAUUGAACAUUAAAAAAAGUUAUUUACGGUCAUUUCCAAUAAGGGGAUUUAAUUAUAUUGUUCACCUCGGUAUUUAAAAUAAAGAACAACAAGAAGAUCUACAAUAAUUAUGUUUUAAAUUAGACUUUUAAACAUUUCAUCACAAAGACAGAAGAACCACAUUCCCGUAAAGAAACGUAAAGAAGCGUAAAUAAACUAAAGAAAGUUAAAGGAGCGUAAAAAAACGUAAAGAAAGCUAAAGAAAGUUAAAGAAGCGUUAAGAAGCGUAAAGAAACGUAAAGAAAGCGAAAGAAAGUUAAAGAAGCGUAAAGAAACGUAAAGAAAGUUAAAGGAGUGUAAAGAAACGUAAAGAAAGGUAAAGAAGCGUAAAGAAACGUAAAGAAGUGUUAAGAAAGUUAAAGAAGCAUAAAGAAAGUUAAAGAAGUGUAAAGAAAGUUAAAGAAGUGUAAAGAAGCGUAAAGAAAGGAACACUUGACUCUCCAUGAAGCCAACGCUGUAUUUCAUCUCUGGACUUUGGAUUCUUUCUUUUUUAAACUAACUGAUUUUAUUUUGGUGCUAAAAUAAAACGUUUAAAUUCUG